This is a messenger RNA of Spodoptera frugiperda (fall armyworm), 4447 nucleotides long. RefSeq names its product transcriptional repressor p66-alpha (gene simj). Gene Ontology annotation, cellular component: NuRD complex. Gene Ontology annotation, biological process: negative regulation of transcription by RNA polymerase II. NCBI's taxonomy places the organism in Eukaryota, Metazoa, Arthropoda, Insecta, Lepidoptera, Noctuidae. The record is from RefSeq and is a predicted model, not a curated record.
UGAUAACAAUUAUUAUUCUGUUUAAUCUGUCAUCAAUGGCCGCGAGAGGAAUGCUGUUGUGACUGCUAGAGUGCAAAUUAAAAUUCGUUUAUCUCGCGCAAAAACAUUCGUCUAACAUUUUGUUUACCAAGAAGAUAUGUGACUAGAUUCUGGUGAUAGAAAUUAGAAGUGAGUAACCAUUAUGGACGUAGACGAUUCUGCGGUUGACCUGAGCGUCAGGGCAUUGCCACCGGAAUUGAGCGAGUUGAGGGCUCUGACGGCCAGUGGAUUGACUAUUACGCCUGCUCAACCACCACCACAUGGCUCCAGUGGCAAGCGGGUGCUUCGCCCUCGUUCGGAACAGCGUAGUUAUGCGGAGAGCCCUGAUAUUGUGUUGCUGCCGGCUGCGCCGCCGCACCGCAAGCCUUCUAUGCCGAGUCCCGCACCGUUCACUGAUGUAAGCAGCAAGCUGAACUCGGGCAGCGUGAACGUGUCGAUAACGCCGAGCUCGCUGCCGGCGGCCGCGCCCGAGUCCCCGCGCGACCCGCGCGACGACGAGGACUCGGAGGAGGACGAGAACGAACCGCCGCUGCCGGUCGCUGGGCACCGAGAGUUGUCUAGCGCGGAGAUAUGGGAGCGCGAGCGUCGCCUGCGCACGCUGCGGGAGAAGCUACGCGCCGAGGAGACACGACUCGUGCUGCUCAGGAAACUCAGGCAGUCGCAGCAAGCUACCGGCCUGCCGCCCGCUAAGGACCCAGCGACGGGCACGGCCCUGGCGGGCAGUGGGUGCGUGGUCCCGCCCGGCGUCACCGUCACGCCCGCUCCGCCGCCCGCGCACCAACAGACCAAGCGUACAAGCAGUAGUACGGCGGCGGCCAGCAGUAGCAGUACGUCGCGCCGUACGUCCAGUCUGCCCGGCGGCGCCACGCUCACUCCCGGACCUUACCGCUCACAGUCGUCGACAAGCGGCGGAGCGAGCAUAACUCCGUCAGUGACGAUCACGCCGGCACCGCCGCCCAGCAGCCAACAUGCCGCCUCUAAUAAGCAACCUCAGGACAACUCGUCGGUGACCAGUAGCACGAGUGAUGCAGCAAGUUCCCGUAGCUCCGAGGACACCCAGACCCCCGCGCAGCGACAGGCCGCCGCCAAACUUGCACUACGGAAACAGCUCGAGAAGACCUUACUGCAGAUCCCCCCUCCCAAACCCCCGCCACCAGAAAUGAACUUCAUCCCGUCGCCCAGCAACACCGACUUCGUCUACUUGGUCGGCUUGGAACAUGUCGUCGACUAUCUUACUAAUGAAGACCGCAUGCCGCGGUCGUCGGUGCCGGCAGUAUGCGCGCAGUGCGGCUGCGACUUCACGCCCGUGUGGCGCUGGGAGCGCGGGGGCGCAGGGGGCGCGGGGGGCGCGCGCAGACACGACGCCACCUUCACGCCCGCGCCCCCGCCGCCCUCCGCGCGCCGGCUAUGUGAACUCUGCGUCAGCGGGAAUGUUAAGCGGGCGCUUAAGGCGGAGCACACAGCGCGGUUGAAGACAGCGUUCGUCCGCGCGCUGCAGCAGGAGCAGGAGAUCGAGCGGCGCCUGGCCGCGCCCUCCGCGUCCCCGCCGCCGCCCGCGCCCCCGUGCACGCGUUACGCCGCGCCCCCGCACGCGCACUCCGCGCCCGCGCCCCCGCCCGCGCACGCGCACACGCACCGCCCGCUGCAGAUGUCAGUAUCCCGCAGCACGUCCCGCGGCGGGUCGACGUCGUCGCCGGCGCCCAGCAAGACUCCCGCACCACCGCCUGCGCCACGAACUAUGUCAUCAUCGGAGUCGCUUCGUAGCCACCACUCUGACCGCUCCAGAGAACCCAGUGAGGUGCCAGCCAAGAAAGGAAAAGGCUCGUCAUCAAGCAGCACCAGUCAGAAUAGCAGUAGCAGUAAGCAACACCAGCUGGCGGCCGUAGCGGCGGCCCAGAUGGCCUUCGAGCAACACAGCGCUGCCGCCAUGCAGGCGCUGCAGCAUCAACUACUCAGAGGUCUAUCGGGCGCGGGCGGUACGUCGGGCAUGUCCCCGGCGGCGGCGGCGGCGGCCAUGAUGCAGUUCUCUCCGCUGCUGUAUACGUACCAACUAGCGAUGGCGCAAGCCUCCGCGCUAGCCGGUAAGGGCGGCAGUAACUCCGGCGGCGGCGCGGCCAUGGCGGCCGAGAUGCAGCGCGUGGCAGAGGCGCAGCGACAGUAUCUACUCGACAUGAUACCCGGACAACACACUAGGAACCCAUGGACGAAGAAUUAAUAACUCUAUGGAGAUCAACCAUGAAUUUCAAGUGGAAGUAGACGAUUGACGGCGCAGUGAUAUCGUAACAAUAAAUACAACGUAAAUCUUAAACCAACCACCGCCCUGAAGUCAGCCGCAGAGUGAGCGAGACGCGAAUAGCACAAAUUACUAAGAGCGAUAAGGACAGCUAUAGCUAUAUAUAGGUGCCCACCUAACUUCAGAGUGGUGGUAUUUCGUACAUGAUAUUAUGACGUUUUAUGGCAGUGUGAGAGAGAUAGAGCUCUACAAUAGGUAUUGCUGUCUCUUUUACACUUUCGAAAUAUUAAGUUUUAAUUUCUAUGUACGCUACGUACGGUAUUCGGCGAAUGUGAAGUUUAAUAGAUAACUAAAGAUUUAGUUUGGAAGUUAAAUGAAAUUAUUGGGAAUUAUAGUUUUUAUCUUUUUUUGUUUUAAAAUUUUAAACAAAUUGUGUUCAGUUUUUGACCGCUAUGUAUUUACUAAAAUGUACCUUAAAACUUUUUGAAGGUUUGACGAUUAUGGAUUUUAUAUUGCUGUUAAUAAGACGCAAUUUUGCAUGUCAACUACCAUACGUAAAUACGAUUAUAACUGACAUACACUUUAAAAUUAUUCAAUUUAAAAUUGUCACAGCGGUCAAAAUGAUUUAUUUACUAAAACAAAUUGGUUUAAGGAUAAAAAUAGCUAGAUUUCAUACAUUCUUUGAGAAUCACACCGCGAGAAUGCAUUUCUAAGAGAAUCUAGAUUUAAAUAGUAUAUAAUUAGUACAUAAGGAUAAUUUUUCAAUGUCUUACAAAGCGAUGCACAAGUUUUUAAAUACGUAAAUGGCUUAGAUUAGUAUAAAUAAAAUAUCAACGAUAAAAACAGUUUUGUGCUAAUAACUACACUAAGAUCUCAAUAUAUGGCAUUGCUGGCCAACAUUCGAAUUUUAAAAUGUAUUUAUGAUGAUUUUUAAUCUAUAUUCGCUAUUUUUUUAUUCGUAUUCUGUCUAUAACUUUUAUUCAACUCUUAUUUUUCUUAAUGUUAUUUAUUUCAUGUGCAUUUUUAACCUAUUUUUUAGAUGAAUAUGAAAUUGAUUUUGUAUUAAUCUGCAUGCCAUGUGCAUACAUAGUUAACAAUUUAAAAUCAAAUGCUUAUAAGAACAUUUUUGAACUCAUACAAAUAACUUGAUUGAUAAAAGAAUUGACUUAAUUUUGCAUGGACUAACAUUGGUAUUAACACUAAAUGUUUGUCGAAAUUAAUAUGUAAUAUAUUGUGCCUCAUUUACUGAUCAAAGAGGUAAUUUUAACUCAAAUUGAAGCUUAAUCUUGACCGACUCUGACUUGAUUCGGUGAAGACCAAUCUUCCUCUAACAUGUUGAAAUCAUUAGCAUAAAUGUAUGCUAUUGGCAUAUUUUGGUUUUAUGGACCUUUCUACUCCAUGAAGAAUGGUAGAAGAGUAUAAUAUUAUGGAUGGAAAUGAUGACUUUUAAAAUAUUGGACACGUAUUUUGACCAUCUGUCUCACACAAUGGAGUCCAAAUAAUCCCGUACAGUUCGGCAUCCGAGCAAUUUCGGAGGACCCUCUGAUUGUGAAAUAAACUCCCUGCCGAAGUUUUCCCAGUAGGCUACAAUAUGUGGUACUUCAAGAAGGGAGAAAAUAUGUUUCUUUAGGGUCUGCAAAGCGCAUGUAAUAUCAAGUGCUGCAAGCGUUCAUAGACCACGGUAACCGCUUACCAUCAGGUGGGCCGUGUGCUUUCUUGCCACCGUCGUGGUAUAAAUUAAAAAGAGAAAAGCAAUCAAGUUAAAUUUAAAAUCGAAAUUAUAACAGACCAUCGCAUCUUGGUAUAUUUUAUAUUGAGCUAUGUUGCAUAACAAACUCGUCAACUCCCGAACAUUAAUUGACUUUUCUAGUUAGAAAGAAAAAAAUAUGUGUCUAAUAUUUUCAUACCCCGUCACCAUUUCUACCCUAAUAUAAAGUUUUAACCUUGAUAUUGACAUCAAUAUACCACAAUAUUGUUGAGAAAAUAUUCAUUUAUAUGUAUCGUUUAUUUAUUUAUGUUAAAUGUUGCAUGUCUAUGUGUUUGCCCAGCAAUGUACACAAAUAGCACUCUGAGGGAAAACGGUUAUGUGUGAAACUUUAGUUGUAAGUGAUCCAAUCAUUUUAUAUGAUGUGUUUUUAACUAGGCUACGAAUAAAUGGAUAUUGCUAAGGAAUAA